Messenger RNA from Trifolium pratense (red clover), 2411 nucleotides. Its product is annotated as F-box/LRR-repeat protein 2-like. The coding region runs from base 134 to 1912 and encodes 592 amino acids. The transcript is spliced from 2 exons. The record is from RefSeq and is a predicted model, not a curated record. Gene Ontology annotation, cellular component: SCF ubiquitin ligase complex. NCBI's taxonomy places the organism in Eukaryota, Viridiplantae, Streptophyta, Magnoliopsida, Fabales, Fabaceae. Gene Ontology annotation, biological process: SCF-dependent proteasomal ubiquitin-dependent protein catabolic process.
GAAAAGAUCAAAAAUAUUACCAAAAAAAAAAAAAAAUCAAAAAAAAAAAUCAAGUAUAUCUUCUUCUUCCUCGAUUUGUUAUUUAUAGAGAAAUCCCUAAACUAUUCAUCCAUACCUAAUUUAUGAAGCAGCAAUGAAAAGGCAGAGAAUCUCUCUGAAAGCAUGUUCACAACAAUUUGUAGAUUUGCCUGAUGAUUGCUGGGAACGUAUUUUCAGUUUCCUCAAAAACAACGGCGGCGACGACGACGACGACGACGACAAUGGGAACUACUACUACUUGAAGUCUCUCUCCAUGGCUUCAAAACAGUUCCUCUCCAUCACCAACCGCCACAAAUUAUCUAUCACUAUCUUGAAUCCAACUCUCCUUCACCUUCCUCGGUUACUACAAAGAUUCACUAACCUCAUCUCAAUCGAUCUCUCUUCCUUAUACUUCUACAAAGGUUCUCAUCUCAAUCUCAACCUUAUUCUCUCUCAAAUCUCUUGUUUUCCACUCAAAUUCCUUCGAUCCCUCAAUAUCUCCAACCAUAAAACUAUUCCUGCAACUGGGUUGCUAGCUUUUUCAAAAAAGAUUACAACUUUGACUUCACUCGUUUGCUCCAAAAUUCGUUCUAUCAAUGACACUGAUCUCAAACUUAUCGCUGAUUGUUUUCCUUUUCUCGAAGAACUCGAUCUUAGUUACCCCCUGGAGUUAGUCAAUUACUCUGUUGGAAUACAGGCUCUUUCAUUGUCACUUUUCAAACUCCGCAAAAUUAAUCUUACUAAUCAUCACCAACUCAACGAUGAAUUGAUUUUCCAAUUGUUUAAGAACUGUAAGUGUCUGCAAGAGGCUAUCACGGUUUUCUGUCCACGGCUUACAGCAGGCGUUUCUUGUGCUCUAAGCGAGAGACCAAUAUUGAGGUCUAUAUACUUUGAAAGUAUUCAUCGUCAACACGUUACUUCACAUUUCAUCCACUCGUUGCUAAGUUUGAAGGAUUUGACUUCCAUUCAAUUUGCGCGAUGGCAUAUCUCAGAUGAGUUGCUAUCCUCUAUUGCAAUGGCAAGUCUUCCUUUGAGAAGGCUUGCACUCCUACAUUGCACCGGCUAUACUUAUUCUGGAAUCUUUUUUUUGUUAUCCAAGUGUCAGCGUAUCCAGCAUUUAGAUCUUAAAGACACUGAUUUUUUAAAUAAUACUUGUGUUGCCAAUUUGUCUUUGUUACUUCCUGAGUUGGUGUCUAUAAACCUUGGUACUUGUAGCAUGCUCACAGAUUCAUCUUUGUUCACACUCGUUAGGAACUGUCCUUCACUUGUCGAGAUCAACAUGCAAUUCAUACUUUUUGAUAAUCACAAUUCUUUGAUGGAGGAUUGUGUUGUAAACCCUCAACUCAAGUAUCUCUUUCUAGGUUACACUCCACGGCUACAAAAUGAAAAUAUCAUAAUGUUAGCUGCCAUUUUCCCUAAUUUGCAGCGCCUUAAUAUCAGCUGUUGCUCCUUCAUAACCGAAGAAGGUAUUGGUCAGGUUUUAAGGAAUUGUCCUAAGAUUAGACAUUUAGACCUAACCUGCUGUACCAGCGUUAAGUCACUUGGAAUCCACUUUGAUGUUCCCAAGCUUGAGAUGUUGAAUUUGACAAGUACAAUAGUUGAUGAUGAAGCACUCUGUGUAAUCUCAAAGAGGUGUCGCGGGCUUUUGCAACUGGUUCUGCCACAUUGCCUUCAUAUCACAAGGAAGGGAGUGAUGCACGUCGUAAAAGGUUGCACGCAGCUCAAAGAGAUUAAUUUGAUGUUUUGUCCCAAAGUGCAUGCUAGUGUUGUUGCCUCAAUGGUAGUAUCAAGUCCAUCCUUGAGAAAGAUAGUAAUUCCACCUGGUUUUCCUUUGAGCGACAAAAAUAGGAAACACUUCUCGCGUUAUGGAUGCCUUCUUACAAGUUUUACCUGAAAUGGGCAACGCGGAUUUUACCAGUGGUGCUACUAGUUCAAUAUCUACUAUUUCUAUUGCAAGACAUUUGAGGGACUAACAAAGAUUGAAGACGGAAAUGCAACUCAGGUGUAUCACAACUUUACAAGACAUUAUGUGAGAUGGCGAGGUUGGUUAUGUUCCUGCAGUCUAAAAAUGGAAACAUGAUUUCUUCUUCUGCUGGAAGCUGUGAUUUGAUUCUCUCAAAUUUUGUGAAGACUUUUUCUUUGGGUUUGCUAUUUAUUUUUCUGUACUUUGCACUCCUUGUGCUUUAUGCCGGAUUGUCCGUUAUAACUUAUAGGGGAAGGGAGGUUCCUAUGUUGGUUGCUUUUACAAUAUGUUUGUAAUGUUCAUGUGUAUUCAGCUUAUGAUUAUGUACAUGUUGGUGAUAUCAAGUGUGGUGGCUUAAGGUUUAGGGUAGGGAUUUAUUUAUCACACACUAUGAUAUUUACCAUUUUUAUUUAAAGAAUAUAUUUUAAUA